This is a messenger RNA of Leptopilina boulardi, 3866 nucleotides long. RefSeq names its product protein MMS22-like. The transcript has 19 exons. The record is from RefSeq and is a predicted model, not a curated record. Gene Ontology annotation, biological process: replication fork processing; double-strand break repair via homologous recombination. The coding region runs from base 248 to 3640 and encodes 1130 amino acids. Gene Ontology annotation, cellular component: nuclear replication fork. NCBI's taxonomy places the organism in Eukaryota, Metazoa, Arthropoda, Insecta, Hymenoptera, Figitidae.
AGUUGCGGCUAACCUAAAGGCAUUUAAACUGUAAAACGCACUAAUUACAAAUUUUUUUUUCAAAAAUGAAAGCAAUUCUGUGAUAAAUUAUUUCUUAAAUAGUUGUAUAUAUUAUUUGUGAAUACUUAUGAGUAAUAACAUACAUAUUAUAUAAAAACAUGUAAUUUGAGUUUUGUGCGAUUAACAUUUUACACCACGUGAAGUAAAAAAAAAAAAAAAAAAAUUGCUUACGAUUCUUUAUUUGAGAAUGGAGGGCGACAACACAUUUAAUUGCAGUGGAAAAGUGAAUUUUACCGAUUGGCAAUUAAAUAAUACGAGUUUAUUUUCAAAAGAAGUGGAAAAUUUAUUUCUUCCAAAAAGAGAUUAUGCAUUUUCUGAUGUUCAAGUUAAACUUUUUGAUUGCUUUGUACCAGGUGCUACAGCAAUUUUAAAUCUUAAACAUUUUAUUAAUUGUAUGGAAAUGAUUUUAAAACAGUUUAAUAGAAAAGAAAAAUAUCAGAUUAAUCAAUUUUCAUCAAAGAGCAAUGAAGACUUUUAUUCACUUCGAAAAUAUGUUUGUGAAUUUAUAACUUAUGUUCGCGCAUAUUUAAACAGUAUUAAAUGGGACAGUUACACUUUAAAGGAAAUUAGCACUGAAAUAGAAGAAGAUUUACAAGAACUAUUAUGCACAAUUAGACGAUUUUUUAGUCGCCUGCAAAGCAUUCCAGAUUCAAUGUUCCAUUAUGCUGCUUCUCAUCUCGGAAACAAAUGUUCCCAACCCGAGUUUCACGUGUAUCACAUGCAUUUGGAAUUAAGAUGGCUCUACGUAACGUUGAUUUAUGCUCGAAAUAUUUGUUGGCAAAAUUCAAUAAAUGAUCAAUCAGAAGAAUUGGACAGAACAUUUGAACUUAUUGUCAAUGAUUUAAUUUACAUGUCGAUGAAAGUAUUUGCAAGGAUUCCACUGUCAGAAUUAAAAAUAAAAACACCUUACAGUUGUACUUGCGUUAGAGAAUUAUGGCUUAUGCUUCAAAUUCUUAUAGAUGAUCAUGCUGUGAGAAGAAAUUCAAAGAACUUUUGGGAUUAUGUAAAUCUUAUUUUAAAUGAUAUUUUACUGAAAAAUAGAACUCAAGGGAAAGCAUCUUGGAUGACAAAUUUGGAGAAUAAUUUACCGGAUUGCAUAAAUCCAGAAUUGUUUUCAAUUUGGUUGAUUUAUCACAUGACAUUGCUUUAUGGAUACGAUAUUGAUGGUUUUUAUUUGCUGUCUCGUUCAAUACGGAUCAAGGAGAAUUAUGAGCAAGUAGAAAAAAUUUUAAAGGCCUACGUCAAUAAAGGUGGAAAGGAUGGCGAACGAGACGAAAUAGAUGAGGAGUUAAAAAUAAUGAUACCAUUAUUAAGAAUUAUUUCAACAGAAUGGUGGCAACCAAGAAUGCAAAUUCUUUCCUUUUUUUGGGAUUGCUUUCAUCGUCGUCUCGAUCAACCAUUUCUCUUGCAAACUUCCGGUCCCUGGUCAAUAUCUCUCGAAAAAAAGUCACCAGCCGAUAUUUUAAAGCAAAUUAGAGAGAGAUUGGAAAGUGAUUGUGAACAAAACAAAGAAUCUAGUUAUGGCAUGUUUUUACGAUUUUUGGGUACAUUUUUGCGUAAAUAUCAAAACGAUCCAAAAUAUUGGAAUCAAAUGAAGGGUCGAAUAUUUUCUAAAUUGACAAAGGGAAAAGUAGAAACUUAUUCUGUUGCCGGAAUGUAUAAUUUUAUUUCAUUAUUUUUGACUCUCGCUGUAACAGUUGAUACCGAAAGUGUCUGUACAGUUAUGUUAAAUUUGUUGCCAUCUAUAUCCGAAUGGAUUAAUGUUGAUGGAAAAAAGUGCAAUUUAAUUUGGAAAGCACAACUUGCUGUUCUGAUAUUAUUUAAGGAACAGAGAAUUAAUAUUUGUGGAUUUGCGGAAACUUUUACAACCGGGCUGAAUCUCAUAUGUUGUCAAAAAGAUGAUAAUUCAGCAUCAAUGAUGACAUGUUAUGUUGAUGUUUUAAAUAUGAUUUUAAAUACAAGUGAAAAAUUAGAUCAAGGCGAACAUAUUUUGAUUGGCGGUUGGAUUGAUCGUUAUUUUUCUGAUUGUUCGAGAAAUAUGUUUGGUAAUUUAACACAAAUACUCAUAGAUGUUUUUCAAAAAUGCCAUCAACUCAUCAAUAUGGAUGUUAAUCAUGGAGGUGUUAAAUUAGUAUUGGACGCCUUGUGGUGUCACGUUGCUUGUAGAAUUCGACAAUUAGUUCUCGAUCCCUCUAUUAGUGAUUUUUAUUUAAAUUUGACAAAACUUGCGGUAUUUUUUACCAUUGAUGCUUUAAAAGAACCAGCGAUUGCAAAAAAAUAUAAACAUUCAGCUACGACUCUUUUUAAACAUUUCACAUCAUUUUAUGUUAAAGAUGCAAGAUUGUCUCGUUUGUAUCUUUCGUUUAUUUUGAAUAACGACUCCGCAGUUCGUGCACUUAAAACAGAAAUUCUGGAUUUUGAUCUUAUUACUGUCCAAAUUUGGAUUCGCAGUAGUAUUUUAAAUUUUUCACCUGAAGACGAUUCAAAAAUUUUAAUGCAAUACAUUCAGAAUUUGGAGAUGGUGAGGGAAAUAUUGAAAUUUAAUCAAGAGUCAAAAGAACCGAUUAUUGACUUUAUUAUGGCAUUGGCUGCAAAACGAAAUAAAUUAAAUAGCGAACAAGAAAAAAUGCAAUUUGACAUGAAAUGCAAAGAAUAUUUUAAAAACAUCGAUAAAUGGAUUCUUUUGCCAAUACAAAAGGAAAAUAUCACAUCGAAACAUUCCUUUUGGAUAUACAGAUGUGUGGGAACAUUAAUUAUUUGCUGCGCUCCAACAAUGUACAAUCGAAAUCAAGGGAAUAAUAUGCUUCGACUUUUAAUUAAUAAAGUUGCAUUACCUGCGGAAAAUUCACCACACAGUUAUGUGACUGUUGUGGCAAAACAAAUAUUUUCUAUGAUUAUGUUGGGAAUUGAAAAUCUUCAUGUUAAUUCUGAUAUGGCGUUGCAAGUUUUAAUUAGAGAUCUUUUCGAUCAAUAUUUACCAUUAUUGAUCACUGAAUUGAGUUCAAAUAAUUUUAAAGUCACCGAUUCAUUAUUAAAAUGUUUUUCCGAGGUAAAACUUGAAUUUAGUCGAAUUAUUUUUGAAAAAUUAUCCGAUCAUUUUAUCGUUGUACCUGCUGAUAAUACAACGCACAAACAUUGUUUCUUGGUAAUGAUUCUAUUGAGGAAUUUAUUAAAAGGAGGUAUUGCCUAUCCAAAAUAUGUAUCAGAACAAAUAAUAUCGAUAUGUACACCGAAUGUGAUUCGUUGUUAUUUGAAAGUUCACACAUUACAUCCUCAUCGAAAGCAAACAAUCGAAUUCAUUCAAAAUGUUUUAUCGAAUUAUCACUACAAACAAAAUCCAAAUAUGAGUGAAUUAUUUUACAAUGUCAUAUUGAAUGGUGUGCAAAAUUCUCUUUUGGCGAGUGUAAAAUCGUCAUUUGAAUUUUUAACUUCCGUUGCGGAUACUAAUGUCGAGUUGAUAAAAUCCUUGUUACCACAUAUCGAGAGAAUUGUUGUGGAUCAGGAAAAAAAUAAAAGACAAAAUGCAGCAGCUCUUCGAUAUUCCUUGAGUCAACUUCAGCAAAGAAUGAAAAGUACUUAGUUGCUUUCAUUGUUAAAAUGUUAAUAUUUAUAUUUAAGUUUUACUUUUUUAUUUAUUUAUUUAUAAAUAAUAUUUUAAUUUGAAUAAUUCUGAAUUAAUUUGAUUUUUAAAUACAUUUUUCUUCCGAGACUGAAUGAAUUAAAAUAAUGAACUCUGUGGAAAUUUUGUAAUUUAGUAAUUUAAUGCACACAGUAAAUUUUUAAUUACACUCGUUUAUAUUAGUCUA